AUGCCAAGGUUCGUGCAAAUUUUAAUGCUUCAGCCGCCCGAUGUUGACCUGCAGGCAGAGCUGCGGAUCGUUUGUUCGUGUGCUACAGUCUAUGCUUGUCGUCGCUUUGUUCAUUGUUUCAGCCUUUACUACUCUGCGUGUAUAUGCUACUUGGAGUCGCGAUUGGAGACCGGCCUUGCUAGUUUUGGUCUUGUCUCUCGUUUCUCCUAUCUUAAACAUCGCAAGCAUCUUUUUUCCGCGCUCGAGUUGUACGAAGCUAAUACACACCAGGUGAUAGACAUCCAUCAGGGUGUCCAGACCGCGCCACCACCAGCACUAGGUUGCGCAGUGAGCAUACGACGGAUGACAAGUGCGACGUAUAGCAAAUUUACAAUUGUGAUUCGUGCAACCACAACUGCAUAUGACGGCCUUGCUCUUCUCCUGACACUCUUCAAAACCCUUCAGGUCAAGAAGCGAGCAUUGCAGUUUAGAGUCAAGUCCGGGCUGACCGAGGUUCUCGUCAGAGAUGCCCAGAUUGUGGUCGCCUCCCGAGUAUCAGGAAACAAUUCUCUCUCUUACUACGUAUCACCCCGUAGAUUGACCUCAGUAUUGAUCUCACGGUUUCUCUUGGACUUGCGGCAAGCUGCGCAACAAUACGACGAGCCCUUCCUUUCGACUAACCUGACAUCCAAUCUGCCCGGCUUGGGGUCGCUAUCCAACAGCGAUAAUGCCUCGGGCUUCGAGGGGACAUUGUUCAAGCACACCUGCGUACUUGAAUUCGGACACUACGGAGACGGGCAGGACACAGAGCUUUUGGGAUCUAGCUUUGGAGGGAAACACACGGGCGCCGAAGGAAGAACCUGGGAUAGUAACUUUGAAGCUGGCUCAAGCUAG
Messenger RNA from Phanerochaete carnosa HHB-10118-sp, 873 nucleotides. RefSeq lists its product as uncharacterized. Lineage: Eukaryota; Fungi; Basidiomycota; Agaricomycetes; Polyporales; Phanerochaetaceae. The transcript has 8 exons. Bases 1 to 873 code for a protein of 290 amino acids. The record is from RefSeq and is a predicted model, not a curated record.